Lathyrus sativus (Indian pea) is the source of this 885-nucleotide messenger RNA. NCBI's taxonomy places the organism in Eukaryota, Viridiplantae, Streptophyta, Magnoliopsida, Fabales, Fabaceae. The record is from the annotation of a GenBank genome assembly.
AUGAUGUUGAAUAAACAAUCUCAUCUUUUUUCCUUCUCACUUGCAGUACUAGUUUCUCUCUUGUAUUCCACAACCACUAGUUUAUCUCAAUUAUCACCUGCUAAUGCUCCUAUACAACCUACGCUUCCAGCUCCAACCCAACCAGCUGCAGCCCCUAAACCAUUGGUACCUUCCUUACCAGACUCACCUAGUGACUCCACUCCUGACACUGCGGGCGCUGUUGACAUCGUCGGAAUCCUAAGAAAGGCUAAGUCAUUCAAUGUCUUAAUCCGACUCAUGAAAACAACUCAAUUGAUCAACCAACUCAAUUCACAACUAUUGGCUACAAAAACAGGCGGAUUAACUAUUCUUGCACCAGAUGACAGCGCAUUCUCAGAACUCAAAGCUGGAUUCCUAAACUCUCUUUCUGAUGGACAGAAACUCGAGCUCUUACAGUUUCACGUAAUCUCAGACUACGUAUCUAGCUCUAACUUCGAUAUUCUAACCAACCCUGUGAGAACACUUGCUGGAGCUAAACCAGGAAAGGUGGAACUGAAUGUGGUUAGUUAUGGUGGAAGUGUGAACAUAUCAACAGGGGAAGUGAACACUACAAUCAAUGGCAUUAUAUAUACUGAUAAGCAUCUUGCUAUUUAUAAAGUUGGCAAAGUGCUUCUUCCUAUGGAUUUCUUUGUUGUUGCUAAAGCACCGAGGAAGGGACCGUCUUUGGCACCGGAACCUUCAGCAGUGACUCCAAAAGCUGAUAAGGAGAAGCCAUUAUCACCAGAUUCCUCAGAUUCAUCUGCUAAACCGACAAACGAUAACUCUGGCAAUGUGAAAAUGAGUGUAUCUGGAAAGUUGGUGGUGUCUCAUAUUUUUGGAGCAGUUCUCUUAUCUAUAAUGGGAUAA